Lobosporangium transversale is the source of this 2806-nucleotide messenger RNA. RefSeq lists its product as hypothetical. The transcript has 2 exons. The record is from RefSeq and is a predicted model, not a curated record. The coding region runs from base 31 to 2550 and encodes 839 amino acids. NCBI's taxonomy places the organism in Eukaryota, Fungi, Mortierellomycota, Mortierellomycetes, Mortierellales, Mortierellaceae. Gene Ontology annotation, molecular function: protein binding.
CCUGUCUUCAUCCACCGAGUUCUUACCGAGAUGACGGAGCAUCAGUACCAACAAUUCCGAAAGAACGGCAUCAUUGAGAAAGUCUGUGUCAGAAUUGCUUCCACUUUUGCAAGCAAUGCCAGCUCAUCUUGCUAUGUGAGUUUGCAAGACAUUCAAGACGUGUUUCCAGAUGCACAACGAUUCAAGUUGGAUGACCUUCCUAUUCCGUUUCUUAUCGACUCUAAUGGCAACAGAAUCGAGCCUCUACGCAUUGCAUUCUAUCCAUACAAGAUCCUGGAUGUCGUUACAGAAGUGUCGCGGCCCAGCAACAGCAACAGCAACGCUGUCAUCCGUUUACCUACAUUGAGAAGCUCCGCAAACCUAGCCGCUCAAGAGCCUCUUUUGCCAUUAUCAAAUUCGAUUCAGUCUUUCAACUCUUUGCUUACUACUCGCGACAAUGCGCAAAUCGAGGAGACCAACUCUAACCUUGAAAAGGUGGCAGAGCUGCUAUUGGGAGCCAAAGAGAAGGAUGACAAAAUGAAUAAUCUGAUGGCGGAAAUCAGAGAGAAGGACGACAAGAUGAGCCAUCUACUGUCAGAAAUCAAAGAGAAGGAUGACAAGGUGAAUAAUCUAAUACUGGAAGCUAAAGAGAAGGAUAUUGAGAUGCUUAAGCUGCGAGACAAGAUGCUCCAGCUGCAAGAAAAGGUACAUAAUCUGCAAGACAGGGUACUUGAACCGCAAUUGGAAGCCAAGGAGAGGGGUGAGAGAAUGCAACGUCAAGACCGCGACAGGCUUUCUCUCAUUCAAAAUCAUGCUCAUGCUAUCCUUGCCCAGAGGUUCGAGCUUUACGAUUGUCCAAUUCCCCAACUCUUUAUAAUUCUGCCUGCCGACUGCACUAGAUGGGACCCAAUCAAUGUGUUGAAGAACAAGGUCCGCCUUCAUUUCCUGUGCGAAGGUACAACGGAGAGCCCAAUCCAUAUCGGAUAUGAGGGAUAUGAAAUCCGCAACAGCACGAGGUUCUUUCAAAAGUAUGGAGAGCACAUAUUCAUUCUCCUACAGUGGCUCAAGUUGAGACAAUCUUCGUCUGCUGGUAUCGAUUGUUCAAUCGAGUAUAUGGAAACGCUCUCUAGAACACACCUGGCCUUGAGCAACAUCAGCAAAAUCGAUGGCUAUGAAGGACUCAAAGGAUCUGAACUUCAAGAGCUAAACUCAUUCCUUCGAAUCAAUGAUGAUAGUAAUCCUGCCAUUAUGCACAGGACCACAACCGAAACAGUUGAUUUAAAAUGGGUUUGUAAAAACCACAUUUUUAGGAAUGGGCAAUGGAUGCUUAGAGAUGCGGUGAAUAAGAAUGGUGGCGAACUCGACUCUAAGAUUGGUAGAGUGAUUAUCGCAUUGAAAUCCAGAGACCGAGCUAAGGAAUUCUUCAAUGGGCUACGGCCUGUUUACGAGUUGGAUAUCACAUUCGGCUGGGAUUGGACGGUGACCGAUCUUGAAGUAUUUGAGAAUGCCCUAAAAGCAUCAAAUGUAUCAAUCCUUCGACUUAGACUUGGACGAUCUCAAGAAUACGUCGCCACAGAGCCAACUUCAAUAUUCAAGCGAUAUGAGAUACUCGUUCGCAUCAUAGAACUCAGCAACAUGAGAACGAUUCAUAUUGCUCUAUCUCUGGGCCUCAUAAAACUCUCCGGUUUACGACAUAGAGAAUCAUCACACCUUCACAAGUUAUCCUUUGAGAUGAACGCUCAACGGGUUGAUGCCAAUGGACUACAAUUAAUUGUAAAUUCACUCAAGGCUAGCACAGCUUUGACUAUUUUGGACUUGAAGGGGAGUUCAAUGGGGGUUGAAGGAGCUGUGGCACUAUCAGAGUCGCUCAAGGUUAACACUGUUUUAGCCACUUUGAACUUGGGAGGAAACUCAAUUGGGGAUGAGGGAGCUGUGGCACUAUCAGAGGCACUCAAGAUUAACACUGCUUUGGCCAUUUUAGAUCUGAGUGACAACUCAAUUCGGAAGGAAGGAGCCAUAGCACUGUCAGAGGCACUCAAGAUUAACAUGACUUUGAUUAAUUUGGACUUGUUCCGCAACUCUAUUGGGAAGGAAGGAGCUGCGGCCCUGUCAAAGGUGCUCAUGGUUAAUACAGCUUUGACCACUUUAGAAUUGGGGAAUAGUUCGAUUGAGGAUGAAGGAGUUGUGGCGUUAUCAGAGGCUCUCAAGGUUAACUCAACUUUGACCACUUUGGGCUUAUGGGGUAACUCAAUUGGGAAUGAAGGAGCCGUUGCACUGUCAGAGGCACUCAAGCUUAACACUGCUUUAACCACUUUGGGCAUAUGGGAUAACUCAAUAGGAGAUGAAGGAGCUGUGUCACUAUCAGAGGCACUCAAGGUGAACACAGCCUUGACGACUUUGCAUAUGCAGCGUAAUUCAAUUGGGAAAAAAGGAGUUGUGGUAUUGUCAGAGGCACUCAAGAUUAAUACUACUUUGACCACUUUGGACAUAGGGGGGAGCCCCAUUGGAGUUGGAAGCCUGGUAUUAUCAGAGGCGCUCAAGACUAACGCGGCUUUGACCCUUUAUAAAUGAGGAUGCCUUGAUCGAUAACCAAGGGGCCUUGGUACUAUUAGAGAGGCUGAAUAUGGGCUGACCUAUUUUUCGGUUCAAGGAAUAUCGCUUGGUUUAAAAACCACCCAUAAAACUACUCCAAUUUUUUAUUUUUAUUUUGAAUCAGGGUUUACCAGACCACUACUAGUUCACUGGUGAAAUUCACGGAACCCUGCAAAUUGAACCCAUCCUUGUAAAUGUUGUCAAAUUGUUUUAUUAUUGCUUACUUCCGAAUGGC